Aphidius gifuensis is the source of this 2124-nucleotide messenger RNA. Its product is annotated as ribonucleoside-diphosphate reductase large subunit-like. NCBI's taxonomy places the organism in Eukaryota, Metazoa, Arthropoda, Insecta, Hymenoptera, Braconidae. Gene Ontology annotation, biological process: DNA replication; deoxyribonucleotide biosynthetic process. The transcript is spliced from 2 exons. Gene Ontology annotation, molecular function: ATP binding; ribonucleoside-diphosphate reductase activity, thioredoxin disulfide as acceptor. Gene Ontology annotation, cellular component: ribonucleoside-diphosphate reductase complex. The record is from RefSeq and is a predicted model, not a curated record. The coding region runs from base 1 to 2124 and encodes 707 amino acids.
AUGAUUACUAUUCAUCCUAAUUAUAGUAAUAUUGCUUCAUCAAUUUUAAUAAUGAAACUUCAUAAAUCUCUAAAAUUUACAUUUUCUGAAACGAUGUCUUAUUUUCAUUCUAAUGGUUUAAUUGCUGAUCAUUACAUGAAAUAUAUAAAAAAACAUGCUACUCAUUUUGAUUCUAUGAUAAAAUUUGAAUACGAUUUUUCGUUCAAUUAUUUUGGAAUAAAAACUCUUUUAAAAAAUUAUUUAUUGCGGUUUGGUGAUGUUAUGGAAACACCUCAGUUUAUGUUUAUGAGAGUUGCUAUUUCAAUAUGGAUUGGUUAUGAUGUCUAUGAUGAUAUAAAACAAGUUUAUUGUGAUCUUGCUCAAGGUUUAUAUAUUCAUGCAUCACCAACUUUAUUUUCUGCAUGUACAAAAAAACAACAAAUGGCAAGUUGUUUUUUGUUAUCCGUUGAAUCCGAUAGUAUAGAUGGUAUUUUUUCAACUUUAAAAAAAUGUGCCAUUAUAUCUCAAUCUGCUGGUGGUAUUGGUUUGAAUGUUUCAAAUAUUCGAGCAACAAAUGCACAAAUUUCAUGUACUGCUGGUGUCUCAAGUGGAAUUAUACCCAUGUUAAAAAUUUUUGAUGCAACAGCGCAUUACGUUGAUCAAGGUGGUAAACGACCCGGUUCAAUUGCUGUUUACCUUGAACCAUGGCACCCAGAUAUUUUUGACUUUUUAUUAUUAAAAAGAAAUAGUGGUGGUGUCGAAGAAAAUAAAACUCGUAAUUUAUUUCUGGGUUUAUGGAUACCUGAUAUUUUUAUGCGUCGUGUUGAGGAAGAUGGCGAUUGGUGUUUGAUGUGUCCAAAUAAAAAUCCUUUAUUGUAUGACACAUAUGGUGAAUCUUUUGAAAAAAUUUAUAUUGACAUUGAAAAUAGUAAAAAUUUUGUUAAAAAAGUGAAAGCUCGUGAUUUGUUUAAGGCAAUUUUAAUAUCUCAAGUUGAAACUGGUGUUCCAUAUAUGCUUUAUAAAGAUACUUGCAAUCGUCGCUCAAAUCAAAAUAAUUUAGGUACAAUACGUGGAUCUAAUUUGUGUACUGAAAUUAUACAAUACACCAAUUCAAAGGAAAUCGCUGUUUGUAAUUUAGGAUCAAUUGCUUUAAACAAGUGUGUUGAGAAUGGUGUUUUUAAUUUUUAUAAAUUGCAAUUGCGCGUUCGAAGUCUCACGGAAAAUUUAAACUCCAUCAUAAAUAAAAAUAAUUAUCCAGUAAAAGAAGCUAAAUAUUCAAAUCUCCAAAAUCGCCCACUUGGUAUUGGUGUUCAAGGAUUGGCUGAUACUUUCGCAAUUCUACGUUAUCCAUUCGACAGUGACGAGGCUCGUGAGUUGAAUAAAUUAAUUUUUGAAACUAUUUAUUAUACAGCAUUAGAUUCAAGUGUAGGUUUAGCGUUUACAUUUGGUGCUCCGUAUCCUAGCUAUCAUCAAAAUGGUGGUUGUUUAGUUAGUAGGGGUAUUUUGCAUUUUGACACAUCUAAACAACAAUGCACCCUAUCUGGUCUCUACGAUUGGGAUUCUUUGAGAGAAAAAAUUAAAAAAUAUGGUAUUAGAAAUUCUUUAUUAGUUGCCCCAAUGCCAACUGCUUCUACAUCUCAAAUUUUAGGAAAUAAUGAAUCUUUUGAACCGUUUACAAGUAAUAUUUACAGUCGUGGAACUUUAUCUGGAAGUUUUCAAAUGAUUAAUAAAUAUUUGGUUGCCGAGUUAGAAGGUCUUGGAAUUUGGAAUGUCGAUUUAAAAAAUAAAAUUAUACUAGAAAAUGGAUCAAUACAGAAUAUCAAAGAAAUACCAGCUGAUAUCAAAGCAUUAUUUAAAACAUCAUGGGAAAUGUCACAAAAAAAAUUAAUUGAUAUGGCUAUUGAUCGAUCACAUUUUAUCGAUCAAUCUCAAUCACUUAACAUACAUAUGCUUGAGCCGAAUUAUAAUAAAUUAUCGUCUAUGCACUUUUAUGCUUGGAAAAAUGGAUUGAAAACUGGUUUGUAUUAUUUACGUACGAAACCAUCGGUUCAACCUACUCAAUUUAGUAUUGAUAUUUCUACUGUAAAGAAUGCGAAGGAAAUGUCUGAUUGUAAUGAUGAUGUUUGCAUUUCUUGUAGUUCAUAA